This is a messenger RNA of Hibiscus syriacus, 887 nucleotides long. RefSeq lists its product as uncharacterized. The transcript has 5 exons. The coding region runs from base 34 to 681 and encodes 215 amino acids. The record is from RefSeq and is a predicted model, not a curated record. NCBI's taxonomy places the organism in Eukaryota, Viridiplantae, Streptophyta, Magnoliopsida, Malvales, Malvaceae.
UCAUGCUUGUGAAAAAUAAAAAAAAGGAAGGACAUGGGGAAUUGCGUUACAGUCUACAAGAACAAAGAUGUUGCAGACAUGGAUAUUAGUGUCCGAAUUCAAUCACCCAUUAAAGAGAACAAUGUUGGAAAGGAGGUUCCGAUUGCUGGAUACGAUCCCAGGCCUCAGAAUGAUGAAACUAGUUUUCGAGAAAAGGGUAAAGCAGAGGAGAGGUUUUUUGAUUCUCAGCCAUGGUUAGACUCUGAUUGCGAAGAUUUCUUCAGUGUUAAUGGUGAUUCCGUCUCUUCUUCCUGCAACAGUCCAAACCACCAGAAAAGCUUCAGGGAAAACUCAAUACCUCAUCAAAAUAAAUCCCCGGACCAUGCAGAGAAUGCGGUGCCUGCAGAAUCUCCGACAGACACAAAGAAGCUACUAAUCGAGUUAUUUCGUGAGAGCUUCAACGAUGACGAUGCCAACAACAACGAUACGAGUUCGAAACAACGGUUGGAAAACGAACCUUCAACUUCAAGUCCAUAUGAAUCUAUCCCAAACUCCGCUCGCAGUAACGGAAUGACACCGUGCCGGGGAUGCCUCCCGGAGAACGAAAAAUCAGCCCGGUCCGCGCCGCGCUGCCUACCGAGUUUGGUGCGCAACAUGAGCUUUGGUGAGAGGAAGAAAAGGCUAAGCCCUGCCCAAAACUGAUGGAUGGUAAGGUAAGCCAAAAAUAUUUACUUUCUAAAGGAACUCAUGAAAAUUGGCACUGCUUAAACAAGAUACAAUAUCGAAAAUCUUAUUCGGAUUUAAGUGUUGGUGUGGGAUUAUGUAUAUGUAUUCGAUGCAAGUAUAUGAUAUAUUUAGACCGUCUUUGAAGAAAUUAUAUUCUGAAACUCAUAUUUAAAUUAUUUAAA